AAACGAUCGUCCAACGAUGAAAUGUAAUUUCGAAGAUGCGGGAGGGUGACUGCGUGUUUCCUGGGACGAGAAGAUCGAUAGAGAAUACAUGCGCGCCUGUCGGCACGUCGCGACGCGCACGCCGAGUUUUCUACUCCUCUACGCCUAUACGCAAUCCGCGCGCGCGUUGCAUACGUCCGCUCUUGGAUUUGUGCUUUGCUUUUUUUCCCCGAGUUACGAAAGCGGAAAUCGACGAAAUCGUGGUGUCAUCGCUCGCGGACUCAUCGCGAUCCACCGAGCACCGUCGAAUCGAACCGAACCGAACUUGGUGAGCGGUCGCGGUGAGCUUCUUCCUCGCGAGCUCGAGAGAGAGAUCUCUCUCGGUCUCUCGGUCACCGUUCAUCUCGCUCCGUGACAGCAACGGAAUUAACGUGCAUCUACGCGCACCCCGCUGACCUAAAAACUUGAACGGGGAACGUCGCAUCGUUAUUUCUCCCCUCGUAGUUAACGGGUUAACAAGCUAACAGGUCUGUGAUUACAAUGCAAGCGGAGAAGGGCGAUACCGACGCUGAAAAAAAUGAGAUUCCCAACGACGUCACGGCUUCGGUUACGAACGAGGUAACAAAUUUGAAGAUGGAAGAUGAUACAACGAGUUCGACACCGAGUAGUCCUGGUAGUACUGAACCCGGCAGUUUUUUAGCGAGUUUUAAAGCAUUCUCCAAAUUCGGCGAUCCAAAGAGCGAUGGCAAACUGAUUACGUUAAGUCAAAGUGACAAAUGGAUGAAGCAAGCCAAGGUAAUAGAUGGAAAGAAAAUUACUACCACAGACACGGGAAUUUACUUUAAGAAGCACAAGUCUACAAAGCUUGGUAUUGAACAGUACAAAAUAUUUCUCGAAGAAUUGACCAAAAGUAAAAAAGUGGAAUUAGCGGAAAUAAAAAAGAAAAUGUCCAAUUGUGGGCCACCUGGGGUUACCGCUGGCGUUAGCGGAGCUGGAAAAGCAGCGUCGACGGUUGACAGACUUACCGAUGUCAGUAAAUAUACCGGCUCUCACAAACAGCGUUUCGAUGAGACAGGAAAAGGUAAAGGCAUAGCAGGUCGCAAAGAUAUACCAGACACAUCCGGAUACGUUCAAGGCUAUCAAAAUAAAGAUACGUAUAAGGCACAGUAGUACUCAUAUGGAUGCUCCAAUAAUAAAGAUCUGUAAGAUCGUGUCUAAUUAUAAUGCGCAAUAUGCACAUUCAAAUUGCCGCUACUCAGGCCGUUUUCUUUACUGUGUCGUCAGCGAUCUAACGGAUUUCAAUUUUGAAUGUCGAUUUGACGAAAAUUUAUCAUCUUGGAUCUUAUGUAUUAAGAUGGCAAUAUCAUAAUUAAGGACUUUGGAAUGUUAAUGAUAUAACAUUUGCGACAAUCCUUAAGAAACUUUUAGUUUUAUAAAAGUAUCGUUGCACUUUCCAUACAAGCUUUCUGAAAAAAUUUCUUGAAAAAAGUAAGAAAAAUUUUCCCCGAAAACUCGUUUAUUUUUUGAAUAAUAUUUAUGUGUAAUACGUAAUAUUUUCACUAUUUUUUUGUACAAUCUUGUUGAUUCUUCUUAGGUGAUACGAAUAUUACUCUUUCCAAUAUCUUUAUUUUAUUAAUGAAAUCUUUUUUCACGGUAAUAGCAGUUGUAUGAUAUAACCAAGUAUAUAUAGUACACUAUAUACUUAAAGUAUACGUAGAUAUUAUAUAGUAUUGCGUUACAUAAUACUUGUUGCAUAAUUUAUUAAAAAUAAAUCUUCUGAAAUUUGUAUCAUUAAAAGAAAAAUGAUUACGAUAAAUUUCAUUACAACCACUACAGUUGUAUAGCAUGAAUAAAACAAAAUUUAUCUUAUGAAUUC
Molecule: messenger RNA, 1855 nt
Organism: Pogonomyrmex barbatus (red harvester ant)
Lineage: Eukaryota; Metazoa; Arthropoda; Insecta; Hymenoptera; Formicidae
Gene: ringer
Product: tubulin polymerization-promoting protein ringmaker
Biological process (GO): positive regulation of protein polymerization; microtubule polymerization; microtubule bundle formation
Cellular component (GO): microtubule
Molecular function (GO): tubulin binding
Source: RefSeq, a predicted model, not a curated record